AUGAAUAGCUGUAAAACAUCAGAAAAGUCCUGUACAUCAAAUAGUAAUUUACCCCACACAUAUGCAGAAAUACAAGAAGGAGAAGAAGAAGAACAACAACAACAACAACAACAACAACAAUUAAUUCGUGAUAAAGCAUGGGAAGAAACAGUGGGUGUUAUUCUUCAAUGGGUCUCUGGGGCCCUUGAGGGUGAUGGAGAGUCUCUUGAUCUCAUUGAUUAUCUCCUGCAGGAGUUGGAUCACGAUAACUUGAUAACACCAUCCUCUUCCUUAUCUUCAUCUUCACAUCAUCAUCAUAAUAGUUCCUGCUGCUCUUCUGACUCUCAAACUGGGAUAGAAGGAGAAUCUGUAGAGAGAAAGGAUGAAUGUGAGGAUGGAAAUGAAAGUACGGCCCAUUCCACUUUUGUUAAUGAUGAUGAUGAUGAUGAUCAUCAUCAUCAACAUCAUUACAUUAUGAAGACAAUGAUGGAAUCUCAUGAAAUAUCUCAAUCAUCUCAUAUAUCUGAAGAUUCACAAGAAAGAAAGGGAUCUAUAGAGCAAAGUAAGGUGGUUCAAUAUGUAGAUCCAUAUAUACUCCAGCAAGAAGAAGAAGAAAAAGAAGAAGAAGGAGGAGGAGUUUAUACAGAGUUUAAUGAAGAUUGUUAUUUAGAUAAUAUGAUGGAUGUGUUUGGAAUUAAUAUGAAUAACUAUAACUACUCUAGUUACAAUGGUGAUUUUAUGAGAAGUGAUCAUGGUACAUUUUUUGAUACUGCCAUCCUUAUUAAAUUAGCUGAAGAAAUGAACUCAUUAGAGGUGGAUUCAAACUCUGAAUCUCGAAUUCAGGUUUUAGAAGAAAGUGAAGAAGAUAAGGAAGAUGAACAAGGAAUAAAAUAA
Trypanosoma theileri is the source of this 873-nucleotide messenger RNA. RefSeq lists its product as uncharacterized. NCBI's taxonomy places the organism in Eukaryota, Euglenozoa, Kinetoplastea, Trypanosomatida, Trypanosomatidae. The coding region runs from base 1 to 873 and encodes 290 amino acids. The record is from RefSeq and is a predicted model, not a curated record. The transcript has a single exon.